Messenger RNA from Caenorhabditis auriculariae, 4474 nucleotides. Lineage: Eukaryota; Metazoa; Nematoda; Chromadorea; Rhabditida; Rhabditidae. The record is from the annotation of a GenBank genome assembly.
AUGAAGAUCGUCUCAAUAAUUGGGUUUCUCUGCUUGGGCGCCGCUUGGGCCAAAUUCCAAAUGCGAGUGGAAAGGCGUCAAUUUUCCCAGCCGCCUAUAGAGCCACAAGAAAGAUUUGCUCUUCGACGUUUCCAGCUAACCAGGUGGGUAACAUGAGCAAUAAAAAGCAAUAUGAUUUCCAUAUGACAGCCAAGCACAACACCAACAUGUGGCGGAUUUUCGUGAUUUCGCUUAUUUUGGGAAUAUUACAGUUGGAACACCUCCUCAGACGUUUUUAGUUGUUUUAGAUACGGGUGAGAUUUUUUACCUGGAAAAAAUUGAAAUGAGGACGUUUAGGAAGUGCGAACGUUUGGGUGCCAGACGCCAGCUGUGGGAAGCAUGAGUUGUGAGAUUUUUUCCGAAUAUUGUUGAAAAUCCAAAAUAAAAAUAAAAUCAAAAUUUAUCGUUUGAAACGGACUAUUUAUGAUAGUCGUGAAUGGACUAUGAUUAUUAUUCUACGCCAUUUUUGCUAUUUAUCAAAUUUACGAGGUUUAAGCUUUCUUUUUCGAAAGCACGACGUUUUUUAAAUAUUUUUCCGUAAAGUGUAGUGUGUAGUGUGCAUGCACUGCGGCGCCCUCGCACAUGCCGUGUUCAAAAUAAAUUCCGCGAAAUUCAAAAAUCCUCUCUAAAUUUCGGAAUUUAAGUAAUACUUUUCAAUUUCUGACGCUUUUUUUGACUUAUCAUUUUGAGCAGGUUUUUGACGCUAAAUUUUUUUUUUCAGAUUUUCGGCCUGUUCUAGGAAAAAACGCUACAACUCUGCGAUUUCCACGACUUAUGCGCAAGAUGGGCGAAAAUUCCGAAUUAAUUAUGGUACUGGAAGCGCUUCCGGCUAUUUCGGCAACGAUACGUUGUGUGUGGGUUUUUUUUCUUUUCGAGGCAUUUUCAAGUUUCGAGAAGGGAGAGAUAAGCUCAAUUUAUCGAAUUUUCAUCAAAAAAUGUGCUCUUCUUAAAGUUUCAAACUUUUAUUUGGCCUUGUGCUUCAAAUUUCGCCAAAAAUUUUGAUUAAAAAAUGAUUUAUCUACAGUUUUCCGACACAACCUUGUGCGUUCCGAGCCAAACUUUCGGGCAGGCGACGAAUUUGGCUCCUUUUUUCGCUAGACAAGACAUUGAUGGUGGGUUUUAUCCACUUUUUGAGUGAAAAAUACGAUUUUCAGGAAUUCUCGGGCUUGGAUUUACUGAAUUGGCCGUCAAUAGAGCACCACCUCCGUUUAUUAAUGCCGUAAACCAGGUUUGAAAAAACUUGAAUCUCAUAAAUUUGAGCUUUUUAAAGUUAACAUCAUUGAAUCUGACCAUAUUUUCAGAAAAACGUUUUUUAUUCGAAUGUUGUGAAGUUGCGGAAACUUCAGAACUUUCCGAAGUGAAAAAAAGCAACUUUGAAAAAAAUGGCCAUCAAACUUUUUUGGAUUGGUUAUACUUGUAAAAUUCCAAUAUUCUCAUCAGAACUCUUGAAAAAAACAAUGACAAAAAAAGUUUGCGGUAAAAGGAUUCGAACCCUGAACAUAAAAUCCGCAGGCUAAAGCGCUAGCCACUGCACCACGCUCCUAGCUGCCACGCAGUGGUUGGUGGCGCGGCCAGAUUCCUUCCAAACGGCGUCUCAUGGCUAAGGAUAGAAACUUUGAAAAAUCAUAUCUCCAAAACUAGAAUUUUGCGCAGAUGGUGACUAUGUGGGAUCGAUCCCCAGUUCAUCAAAAAAUUUUUGAGCAAAUUUAUAGAAAGUUCUGACUUUCUUUAUAUGUGAAUAAAGUUGGUCGGACAAUAUUCGUUCUAGUUUUCUGAAUACGGCGUUCUUUUUGACGACGCCCCUCCCACAAUUUCCGUAAUAUUUGACGUCUUUGGUGCACACACAGAACGACGAAAACUCGCAUACUUAUUAAAUUCGAAAAAUAAUUUUUUUCUUCAAAAAAAUAGCGUUUUUUUAAAAACUAUAAACGUGAAAAAUUGAUCCUUUCACGAUUCCUUUUCUAGUUGACAAAAAAACAUUUGGGCGAAAGUUUUUUUCUUAUUUUUUUGAACACUUUUAUUCCUUUUCACCCUCCAAAUUAGUUAAAGUCCUUUUUUUUCAGAGAAAAACGUGGAAUUUUUUUCGAUAGAGCGCAGAAACCUCACAAAAAAAGCCGCGCUUUUUAAAAAUUAUGAUACUUAAGGGCCUGGUAGACGAGCCAAUCUUCACCGUCUACCUAGAACACCACGGCCUUCGACGCUACCCAACCGGCGGCGUUUUCACUUACGGAGGCCAGGAUGAAGAAAAUUGUGGUCCUGUUGUCACCUGGGUACCAUUGACGAAAGCUUCCUACUGGCAAUUUCAUCUUCAGGGGUCCUUUUUAUAUGAUUCUCUUUGAUCAUGUCUGAAAAACAUGAAAUAUUACGCUUUUUUUUGAGAAAUUAUCCGUAGAGCGCACUUGCUUCUUGUUUUUCAUUUUCGCAUUUUUUCCAGAAUAGGAAUCAAAUCAGCAGAUGAGCAUAAUCAAGGCUGGGAGGUCAUUUCUGAUACAGGAACGUCAUUUAUCGGCGGUCCUUCAUCAAUUAUUCAAUCAUUGGCUAGAGUUAGCUGAAUAUUUUUUUAAGAAAUCGAGAAGGUAAAAUUCAGAAAUACGGAGCUUCUUACGACUUUUCAACGGACUCUUACGUCGUCCCAUGCGCCAAAAUCAAUGAAAUGCCGACGAUAAAGAUGCUGAUCAAUGGGGAAACUCUCGAGUUUCAUCCCUCGAAUAUUAUUGCCAGGGUUCGUCGAAAAUUCUGGAUAGAGGCGAAAUAGAGCUUGAGGAAAGGCUGAAAAUUGUUUGAUUCAAGUAAAAAUAAUAUUGAAAGAAGGAAAAUGGCAGAAGAAAUCGCGCUCCGUUGAUAAUCAAAAAAAAGAAACGGCUGAUUUGACUCGGACAUUGGUAACGCGAAACGGACGUGCUCCGGGCGCUUCUGGCGAUUCUAGGGAUCAUUUAAGAGUGCUGAGGCUACUAAAGUGGUCACUAGAAAUUCCCCGACACGUCCGAUUCGCGUCCCGUUCGCGUUACCAAGGUCCGAGGAAUUCAAAAAUUUAAUUUUAUCAGUUAUUGGAUUUGAAAGCUCGGUAACGGAAACUGGAAGUUUUUAAGAUACUCUAGGGGUCAUUUGAGGGUGCUGACGCCACUAAAGUGGCCACUAGAAGUUCUCAGAAACGUCCGGUUUGCGUUACAUCGGACCUACCGGACUUUUCUGUACAACUCUAAAGGUCACUUAAGAGUACUAAGACCGCUAAAGUGGUCACUAGAAAUGCCCCGACACUCCCAAUUCAAGUCCGGUUUGCAUUAUCUCGAUCUUCGGUAACGCAAACCAGACGUGCUCCAGAAAUUUCUGAGCGAUUCUAGGGAUCACUUAAGAGUUCUGACGCUACUAAAGUGGGCACUAGAGUUCUCAAAGACGUUCGGUUUGCUUUACCUCGGACCUCAGCAACGACAACCGGACAUUGAUGAGCAGUUCUAGGGAUCACUUAAGAGUACUAAGACCGCUAAAGUGGUCACUAGAAAGGCCCCGUCACGUCCGAUUCGCCUCCGGUUUGAGCUACCUUGGAACUAGGUAAUGCAAAUCAGACGUGCUCCAGAAAUUUCUGAGCGAUUCUAGGGAUCACUUAAGAGUUCUGACGCUACUAAAGUGGGCACUAGAGUUCUCAAAGACGUUCGGUUUGCUUUACCUCGGACCUCAGCAACGACAACCGGACAUUGAUGAGCAGUUCUAGGGAUCACUUAAGAGUACUAAGACCGCUAAAGUGGUCACUAGAAAGGCCCCGUCACGUCCGAUUCGCCUCCGGUUUGAGCUACCUUGGAACUAGGUAAUGCAAAUCAGACGUGCUCCAGAAGUUUCUGAGAAGUUCUAGGGAUCACUUAAAAGUUUUGACGCUACUAAAGUGGUCACUAGAAAUGCCCCGACACCUCUGAUUGCGCUACCAAGGUCAGAGUUGAUUCAAGUUAGCGAUAGAGCGCAUUUUUACACUUUUUUUGGCUGAAUUAUUCAUGGUUUUUAUGCCUUCUUCUCAGUCUCCCUCGGACAUUGGUAACGGGAAACGGACGUGCUCCGGACGUUUCUGGGCAAUUCUAGGGAUCACUUAAGAGCGCUGAGGCCACUAAAGUAGUCACUAGAAAUUUCCCGACAAAUCCGAUUCGCGUCCCGUUCGCGUUACCAAGGUCCGAGCCGUCAUUGGAUUUGAAAAUAAUUUUUAUUCAAAUUAGCAACAGAGCGCGUUUGUACCGAUUUUUUUGACUAAAUUAUUCCUGACUUCUGUGAAAGCCAUAUCCGAAAUUUCUUACAGAGUUCCUACGAGGAAUGCGACCUAACCCUGUUCGACCUCUACUCGCCGGCCUUCAGUCCCACUUGGAUUCUUGGGGACCCGUUUAUCCGUCAAUAUUGCAAUAUUCACGAUGUCGGGAAUAAGCGUCUCGGCUUGGCCUUGUCUAAACAGAAAUGA